CCUCUGCCUUCUAACCCAUGCGCACGGGUUGCGCGUGGCUGGGUUGCAAGUCCAGGUUUAGUUGUCAAACUGAGGAGCCGUUUACUAGCCACUCAGACGAUAGUAAGGCCCGAUCAGCCUGAAAGAGUCUGUGGUGUGAAGUCACCUGACCCUUCGCUCCCCGGUUUUGCUGAAUGUAGGCUCCUACUGUACUUGUACAAGAAGCACUCCUGCCCCCUCGAAGACGCGUUUGCGUUGGCAGUGGAGUGUUGUGUGUUCCUUUCACUCAUGACACCCCUAUUUUUUGGAGUUUAGCAUUUGAUCUUGCACUGUCGUGUGAAUUGAACGCAUGAAAUCUUGAUUGAAAAUUUUGAUGGUACUUAAAGGCGUAAAGUUUUUCAAAGGCUUACGAAUUGUGAAAGCUUACAGUUAGGUGAGAAUUAUGAAGAUGAUGACCUAGUAAACUCUGAUGAGGUUAUGAAGAAACCAUGUCCAGUACAGAUUGUUCUUGCUCAUGAAGAUGACCAUAACUUUGAGCUUGAUGAAGAAGCUUUGGAGCAGAUAUUGCUACAGGAGCACAUACGAGAUCUUAACAUAGUAGUGGUAUCCGUGGCAGGAGCUUUUCGUAAAGGGAAAUCAUUUCUACUGGACUUCAUGCUCAGAUAUAUGUAUAACAAGGAUUCUCAAAGUUGGAUUGGUGGAAACAAUGAACCAUUGACUGGCUUUACAUGGCGAGGGGGUUGCGAAAGAGAAACAACAGGCAUACAAGUCUGGAAUGAAGUAUUUGUGAUUGACAGACCUAAUGGAACAAAAGUGGCUGUGCUGCUAAUGGAUACCCAGGGUGCCUUUGAUAGCCAGUCAACUAUCAAAGACUGUGCAACAGUGUUUGCUCUGAGCACUAUGACUAGCUCUGUGCAGGUGUAUAAUUUGUCUCAGAAUAUUCAAGAAGAUGAUCUUCAACACUUGCAAUUAUUUACAGAGUAUGGCAGACUUGCAAUGGAAGAAAUCUACCAGAAACCAUUUCAGACAUUAAUGUUUUUAAUUCGAGAUUGGAGUUAUCCUUAUGAACAUUCAUAUGGUUUGGAAGGUGGAAAACAGUUCCUUGAAAAGAGAUUGCAGGUAAAACAAAAUCAACAUGAAGAGCUACAGAAUGUAAGGAAGCACAUUCAUAAUUGUUUCUCAAAUCUUGGUUGCUUCCUUUUGCCACAUCCUGGUCUUAAAGUUGCAACUAAUCCUAGUUUUGAUGGGAGAUUGAAAGAUAUUGAUGAAGAUUUUAAACGAGAGCUUCGAAAUCUGGUUCCAUUACUGCUUGCCCCUGAAAAUUUGGUAGAAAAAGAGAUAAGUGGAUCUAAAGUCACUUGUAGAGAUCUUGUAGAAUACUUUAAGGCUUACAUUAAAAUUUAUCAAGGAGAAGAACUUCCACAUCCAAAGUCCAUGCUUCAGGCAACAGCUGAAGCUAAUAAUCUUGCUGCAGUAGCAGGAGCAAGAGAGAUCUAUUGCAAAAGUAUGGAACAGGUAUGUGGUGGGGACAAGCCUUACAUCGCACCCUCAGAUCUGGAGCGAAAACACCUGGAUCUCAAGGAAGUGGCGAUUAAACAGUUCCGUUCAGUAAAAAAAAUGGGUGGAGAUGAAUUCUGCCGUCGUUAUCAGGACCAGCUUGAGGCUGAAAUUGAAGAAACCUAUGCAAACUUUAUAAAGCACAAUGAUGGCAAAAAUAUCUUCUAUGCUGCUCGCACCCCUGCCACACUGUUUGCGGUCAUGUUUGCUAUGUAUAUAAUCUCAGGACUGACUGGCUUCAUUGGCCUAAACUCUAUAGCCGUCUUGUGUAACCUUGUCAUGGGGUUAGCACUGACAUCUCUUUGUACUUGGGCGUAUGUUAAAUACUCUGGGGAGUUCAGAGAAAUUGGAACAAUGAUUGAUCAGAUUGCUGAAACACUGUGGGAACAGGUAUUGAAGCCCUUGGGUGAUAAUUUGAUGGAGGAAAACAUAAGGCAGUCUGUAACAAACUCUAUCAAAGCAGGCCUGACUGACCAGGUGUCUCAUCAUGCCAGAUUAAAGACAGACUGACAGUUCAUCUCCUCAUGGACUCCACUCUCCCUUUUUUCAUGCUUGCUGUACAAUGAGAACUCAAAUAAAAUAAACCAAAGUUUACAAUCAACUGUAGAAGUAGUUUAGUAUAACUGGCUUCACAGAUGGCUGCCACAGAGUGUGAAAAUUGUUUGUUGGUUUUAAGCAUUCUGUUCAUGGCUCCUAAGACAUGGAGAUUGGCUGAGGAGCGUUACUUUAUCAUGCACAUUUGUGCCGUGUUUAAUUCUUUUUUUUUUUCUUUUUACUUAAUCUUAUGUCAGUGAAAUUUGUCUUAUGUAAAAGGAUAUUUCAGGGAAAUAUUUUAAGAAAUCUAUUUAGAGUCUCUUUAACACAGUGUCCCAUUGAAAUUUUAAUUUUUAGAGAAGCUAUGAAUCACUGUAUCAAGAAUCAGAUUGGAGUGACAAUAAAGCCUUUAUUGAGCCACUA
This is a messenger RNA of Diceros bicornis minor, 2493 nucleotides long. It is a transcript of the gene ATL2, whose product is annotated as atlastin GTPase 2. Gene Ontology annotation, biological process: protein homooligomerization; endoplasmic reticulum organization. The record is from RefSeq and is a predicted model, not a curated record. Lineage: Eukaryota; Metazoa; Chordata; Mammalia; Perissodactyla; Rhinocerotidae. Gene Ontology annotation, molecular function: GTPase activity; GTP binding. The coding region runs from base 457 to 2046 and encodes 529 amino acids. The transcript has 13 exons.